Aspergillus saccharolyticus JOP 1030-1 is the source of this 366-nucleotide messenger RNA. RefSeq lists its product as uncharacterized. NCBI's taxonomy places the organism in Eukaryota, Fungi, Ascomycota, Eurotiomycetes, Eurotiales, Aspergillaceae. The record is from RefSeq and is a predicted model, not a curated record. The transcript has a single exon. Bases 1 to 366 code for a protein of 121 amino acids.
AUGAAAUUCAAUCUGAGCUUGGCACUGGUAGCCGCCUGCCUAGCUACUGGCGCGGUCAUCAACAGCCCCCUCACCCAAGCCGCCGUCACUACUGGGGUGAGCUCUGGUACCCAGGUUGAUCCCAACGGUGAUGGCCGCGGAGGGUAUAAUAUGCUCGACGCUAAAGCCACCGUCACUACUGGGAUAGGCUCUGGUACUCAGGUUGAUCCCGGUGCUGAUGGCCGUGGAGGGUAUAAUAUGCUCGACGCCCAAGCCACCGUUACUACUGGGGUAGGCGCUGGUACCCAGGUCGAUCCCAACAAUGAUGGCCGCGGAGGGUAUAACAUGAUCGAUGCCACUGCUAAUUUCACGGCCCUUGGCUAUUAA